This is a messenger RNA of Hyla sarda, 3767 nucleotides long. RefSeq names its product dynein axonemal intermediate chain 3 (gene DNAI3). The transcript is spliced from 23 exons. The coding region runs from base 268 to 3006 and encodes 912 amino acids. Gene Ontology annotation, biological process: cilium movement involved in cell motility; inner dynein arm assembly. The record is from RefSeq and is a predicted model, not a curated record. Gene Ontology annotation, cellular component: inner dynein arm. Lineage: Eukaryota; Metazoa; Chordata; Amphibia; Anura; Hylidae. Gene Ontology annotation, molecular function: dynein light chain binding; dynein heavy chain binding.
CUGAAACCAAAACGGUCUGGUUUUACCCGUAGCAACCAAUCACAGCUCUGCUUUCAUUUCUUACGGAGCUCUUGAAAAAUGAAACCUGUGCUGUGAUUGGCUGCAGUUUUUCUUUUACACAGUUUCAUAAAACUCCUCCCAAAAUGGCGUCAUACAGACACACUAUACUGCGGCCCUCGUAAUGCCUAUGGCUCUAUAUCAUACAGAGCCGCAGGGACUUUGUGAGCCGCCAUUCACGUUCCGUCCUGUGCAUGAGGCCGAACACUAAUGACAGAGGAAACCUUAUCUGCAGACAUGUCAGCUAGAGAUUCGUCCAGGUCUCCAUCUCGGGGUUCCAGGGGAUCUUCUCGGGCCUCAAAGACCAAAGAAAAGAAGACCGGGAGCGCAAAGCGGAAAGCCAAACUCUCAGCUAAAAAGCAUGAAGAUUCGGCAGCGUCCACCAGCUCAGGUCACCCUGAAUAUAUUGUUCCCCUGGUUCUAACCUCCAAGACUCAGGAGAUCUUCAGCUGUCGGAUUGAUGAGGAUGUAACCCUUGAAAAUCCAUUUAAGCUCCUAAAGAAAGAAGAAAUUCUCAUCGAUCUAAAGAACAGAGCUGCAGUUUCCGAUUUCAGCCCCUUUAAAGCUAUUAUUGUGGAUUAUCCCGGAGAGGAGCUGCUGCUGGUUUUUGAUAGAGAUUUUACCUAUGGUCAGAACUUUUAUCUUGUUGUUACGGAAGAAGCUAAAGAGUCGAUUCUGCAACCACCAGAACCUGUAACUGAUGAAGAAGAAAAAGAUGAUGAUUCUGAAGUUUUCACUUACGUUCCUCCAGUACCCAGGCCAUGGAUCUCUUUAGGAAGUGAGCUGGAGGUCGAGGAAGAAAUGGUGAAAGAAUCCCAGACCAAGAUCAAAUUCAUGAUUUCACGGAUUCACAGAGAGUUUGGCUCGCAGGUUACUUUCAGCGAUUACAAUGCAUCCGAUGUGAAGGACGGGUACAUGGAAUGCGCUUCUUACCAGGACAAACGGUUCAACAUUAAACCUAAAGAGCGAGACACUGGGAUACAAGUGGUGCCCUUGCUUCAGGAGCAGAGCACCCAGACCAAGUGGACUUACCCUCGAAAUGCUUGUACUCAGUACACACCAAGGGAGUUUACCGAAGAGCAAAAACAAGAAUAUCUGUCCUCUAAGGAUCUGAAGGAAUUUAUCAACUCUGUGUCUUUAAGACUGGAAUUGGCUCUACAGCAAAAUGAAAUCCUGAAUGCCUUUGUCGAUGACUGGAAAGCGUUGUGUGAACAGGAAAGCACUUUUGGCGGCAAAUCUGACUCCCAUCUUAAAGAGUAUCAGUCUUUCACCGACCACCAGUUUGGCAAAGAAAAAACCAUUAGCUGCAUUAGCUGGCAUCCCACACUUCAUGGUUUGGUUGCAGUUUCACUUACAGAACGACUGUCCCUGGAAGAUCGAGUGAACAUUUCUUCUAAACUCAUCUUGAAGCCGUCGCUGAUUCUUAUUUGGAGUCUCAAAGACCCCAUCCGUCCACAGCUAAUGCUUGAAUGUCCAGAUGACAUAUAUUGCUUCCAGUUUUGCCCAAGUGACCCCAGUAUCAUCGCUGGAGGAUGUAUUAAUGGUCAGGUCGUGCUGUGGGAUAUCUCCGCUUACUAUGAACUGCUAACAGCGAAAACUGGAGUGACCAUGAGCACCUCCUCAAAGACAACCCUGGAGCCCAAGCAAUCCAAUGAGCCGCAGCUAGUGCGAUACUGUGCAGUGUCCUCUAUAGAACACGGGCACAGGGAGGUGAUCACUGACAUACACUGGCUACCAGACUUCUUUGAGAUAACUCGGACUGGAUAUCCAUACGAAAAUAAAAGCGGUUACUGCGUCCAGCUUGUGACAUGUUCUCCUGACUGUUCAGUGAUGUUCUGGGACAUCCGCUCACAUAAGCCUAAUGUACAGACAGCGACAAGCAAGAAACAAGCAGAGCGGGAGGCUCCUCUCGGGGUUCCGGAUACCUUCAAACACAUCGAUCUCGUAUGGAAGCCUCUUCUCAAGACCUCAAUUCCUAACAUUCAAACCGGAGGAGAGUUCAGCCCAAUUAAAAUCAGCCUGAGAGAGGAGCAUUACCAUGGCAGGACAGCAGACAAACUACAGGCCCAAAUCAGAGAGGAGAAGUCUGCGGGAGGAAUCAAUUACAGCGGCUUAAGAGCAACGUCUGCCAAGAACGCCAAAAUUCUGGAGGAUGUCAACACAAGUUAUUUUGCUGGAACUGAAGACGGGGAGCUGGUAUACACAGACUGGAAGAUGGAAAAAGAUGGAGACACUGGAAGACUUAUCAGUGCUAAACCCUCACAGAGACACGUCGCCCAUGAUGGACUUGUACACACUGUGCAUAGAUCUCCAUUCCUGAAGGACUUCGUUCUCACAGUUGGGGGCUGGAACUUCGCUAUCUGGAAGGAAGGAGUGACUAGCGGACCGAUCCUUCAGUCGAGUUGCACUCCCAGGAGGUACACCGCAGCCCACUGGUCCCUGUCCAGGCCCGGCGUCUUCUUCAUCGGUAAGGAAGAUGGAAAUGUGGAUAUUUGGGACCUACUGGAGAAGACGCACGAGCCCUCUCAGACGCAGAACAUAUCGGCGGCGGCCAUCACCUACAUUAAACCCUGGAUCGUGUCAGCAAAGCAGCAUUUUCUGGCCGUGGCAGACGACAGCGGCACCCUCCACGUAUUAGAGAUCCCGUGGACCUUACAUCACCCCUCCGCUAAUGAGAGCAGCGAAGUCUUGCACUACUUGGACAGAGAAGUCGUUCACUUGGAAUAUUAUGAACAGAGAAAGACGUUUCGAGCUGCGGAGAAGAGAGCGUUGGAGCUGAAGGACCACAGCAAGAGAACCGUAGGCGAAACGACUCCGCCAGCGAAGUCAAAAGAGCAGCUUGAAGAGGAGAUAAGCCGAGAGUACACGACAUACUUGGCAUUGGAGAACUCCGCUCUGAUAGGACUGGGGAUAAGGAAAGAACGUGAGGAAGUAACCGUGAAAACCUAAAGAGCCUAAGGACAAUUUGUAUAGUGGAAUGAAAUUAAAUAUUAACCCCUUAAGGACGCAGCCCUUUUUCACCUUAAGGACUGAGCCCUUUUUCGCAAUUCUGACCACCGUCACUUUACAAAUUAAUAACGCGAAAACGCUUUUACCGAAUAUUCUGAUUCUGAGAUUGUUUUUUCGUGACAUAUUCUACUUUAUUUUGGUGGUAAAUUUUCGGCGUUACUUGCAACCUUUUUUGGUGAAAAAUCCCCAAAUUUCAUGAAAAUUUUGCAUUUUUCUAACUUUGAAGCUCUCUAAUUGUAAGGAAAAUGGAUAUUCACAAUAAAUUUUAUUUUUCUUCACAAACACAAUAUGUCCACUUUAUGUUGGCAUCAUAAAAUGGACAUAUUUUUGCUUUUUGAAAAAAUUAGAGGGCUUCAAAGUAGAGCAGCAAUUUUCAAAAAUGUCAUGAAAAUUGCUAAAUCUGAAGGGACAGAUGUUACAGAACUACAACUCCCAGCAUGCCUGGGCAGUCGAGGCAUGCUGAGAGUUGUAGUUUGGCAACAUCUGGAGGGCUACUGUUUGGGCACCACUGUAACAGUGGUCUCCAAACUGUGACCCUCCAGAUGUUGCAAAACUACAACUCCCAGCAUGCCCAGACAGCCUUUGGCUGUCUUGGCAUGCUGGGAGUUGCAGUUUGCCCCCUUAGUGGUUGCCACAGUAAAGAUCGAUUUACUUUAACUUUCAAUUCCCCCCCCACUGUCGAUUCCCUACCUGAUCAGGAU